Leptosomus discolor (cuckoo roller) is the source of this 6449-nucleotide messenger RNA. The record is from RefSeq and is a predicted model, not a curated record. NCBI's taxonomy places the organism in Eukaryota, Metazoa, Chordata, Aves, Leptosomiformes, Leptosomidae.
AUGGCAACAGGAGGUGGUCCCUUUGAAGAAAGCAUGAAUGAUCAGGACUUGCCUGGCUGGAGCAAUGAGAGCCUUGAUGACCGGCUGAACAAUACGGACUGGGGAAGUCAACAGAAGAAAGCAAACAGAUCUUCAGAAAAAAACAAGAAAAAGCUUGGUGGGGAAGGUGAAACGAGGCUUACUAACGACAUAUCUCCAGAAUCCUCACCUGGAAUGGGACGACGGAAGACCAGAACUCCUCAUAGUUUUCCUCAUGCUCGAUACAUGACCCAGAUGUCUGUUCCAGAGCAGGCUGAACUAGAAAGGCUUAAACAAAGAAUCAACUUCAGUGAUCUGGAUCAGAGAAGCAUUGGAAGUGAUUCUCAAGGCAGGGCAACGGCUGCUAACAACAAACGUCAACUUAAUGAAAACAAAAAACCAUUCAACUUCCUGUCACUGCAGAUAAACACUAACAAAAGCAAAGAUCCUGCCUCAGGUUCCCAAAAAAAGGAGAGUGGGGUAUCAGUACAAUGUAAAGAGUUGUUUGGAGCUGCUCUAAGCAAGGAUUUCUUGCAGAAUUGUCAAGUCUCUGCUCAAGAAGAUGGAGGGGGAGAACCAGCUAUGGAUAGUAGCCAGAUUGUGAGCAGACUAGUUCAAAUUCGCCACUAUAUUGCUAAGGCCAGCUCCCUCCGGGAUGAUCUUGUAGAGAAAAAUGAAAGAUCGGCCAAUGUUGAGCGUUUAUCACACCUUAUAGAUCAUCUUAAAGAGCAGGAGAAAUCCUGUCUGAAAUUUUUGCAAGAGAUGCUUGCCAGAGAUCCUCAACAGGAAGCUAAAGAGGAGUUGGAGAACUUGAAGAAGCAGCAUGAUUUAUUGAAAAGGAUGCUACAACAGCAGGAGCAAUUGAAGGCUCUCCAAGGAAGACAGGCAGCUCUUCUUGCUUUGCAGCAUAAAGCAGAGCAAGCAAUUGCUGUCAUGGAUGAUUCUGUUAUAACAGAAACUACGGGUAGCGUUUCAGGAGUAAGCCUUACAUCGGAACUAAAUGAAGAGUUGAAUGACUUAAUUCAGCGCUUUCACAACCAACUUCAUGAUUCUCAGACACAAUCUGUGCCAGACAAUAGAAGGCAAGCAGAAAGUCUUUCACUUACAAGAGAGAUUUCACAAAGCAGAAACUCUUCAGUGUCUGAACACCUGUCAGAUGAGAAGGCGCAGCUGUUUAACAAGAUGCGAAUGUUGCAGGGUAAAAAGCAAAAAAUGGAUAAACUAUUAGGAGAACUUCAUACGCUUCGUGACCAACAUCUAAAUAACUCCUCCUGUUCUCCUCAAAGGAGUGUUGAUCAAAGAAGUACAACUUCAACUGCUUCUGGUCCUGUAGGUGUAGUAACUGUUGUCAAUGGCGAACCAAAUAGCCUGGCACCUGCUCCCUACCCUCCUGAUGCCCUGGUUUCUCAGAAUGAGAGUGAAGAGGAUGACAAUCUAAAUCCAACAGAAAAGCUUCAGAAGCUAAAUGAAGUUCGUAAGAGGCUGAAUGAGUUACGGGAGUUGGUUCACUACUAUGAGCAAACAUCUGAUAUGAUGACAGAUGCUGUGAACGAAAACACUAAGGAAGAGGAGGAAACAGAAGAAUCGGAAAGUGAUUCUGAACAUGAGGAUCCACAGCCUGUAACAAAUAUUAGGAACCCUCAAGGAAUCAGUAGUUGGAGUGAAAUAAAUAGCAACUCAAAUGUGCAGUGUGGAACUAAUAACAGAGAUGGAAGGCAUCUUAAUACAGACUGUGAAAUAAAUAACCGAUCUGCUGCUAAUAUGAGGACUCUAAAAAUGUCUUCUACUCUAGACUGUCAUAACAGGGAGGAUGACAAAGACAUUGACCUACCCCAAGAAGAUGAUGAAGUGGAAGAAGAUAGAGUUAGUGAAGAUUCUGUAUCUAGUCACAGAAGCAGCUUGGGUGAUGCUGCUGGAGAUGCUGAGUUUGAGCAGAAAAUCAAUAGGCUUAUAGCUGCAAAACAGAAACUUAGACAGCUACAAAACCUUGCUGCUAUGGUGCAGGAUGAUGAUCCAGAACCUCAAGCAGCAAUUGCAAGCGCAUCUAAUGUUGGUUACUUGUUUUUGGGUGAGAUGGAAGAGACAAAGCAACAACCAAACAAUGUCCGAGCUAGUACCAACAAGUUACAAAAAGAUGUAGGACUCAAUGAAAAAGCAAGAGAGAAGUUCUAUGAAGCUAAACUUCAGCAGCAGCAACAGGAGCUUAAGCAAUUAGAAGAAGAAAGAAGAAAAGUGAUUGAAAUUCAAGAGAAAAUUCAAGUGUUACAGAAAGCUUGUCCUGACCUUCAAUUGUCAGCUGGCCUGGGUAACUGCCCAGCAAAUAGGCAGACUUCACCAGCAACCUCAACUCCAGCCGUGAAUGAGUGUAACACAGCUGGCAAGCCUUUACUUGAAUUUGAUGAAUCUGUACCAGUAGGCAAUGAGUUAUGGUCUGAGAUGAGAAGACAUGAGAUUUUAAGAGAAGAAUUGCGACAGAGAAGAAAGCAACUUGAAGCUUUAAUGGCUGAACAUCAGAGGAGGAGAGAGCUCGCAGAAACAAUAUCUACUGUUGCUGCAUCUGUUAAAAGCGAAGGAUCAGAAGCUCAGCAUACUCCGCAGCAGAGCAGGAUGGAAAAGACAAUGGCCACCUGGGGAGGUUCUACCCAGUGUGCACUACAGGAAGAGAAUGCAGAUGAAGAUGGUUAUCUCUUUGAUGGAGCUGGUCAGGCAGAAGAAGAGGAAGAAGAUGUGUCGAGUUUGAAUGACAGUUUCUCUGUUUAUCCCAAUAACAACAUACCAGAAAACACAUAUUUUGUUAAAGAAAAUAAGGAUAGGUGGAAAAAUUGCCGUCCUCUUUCAGCAGAUGGGAAUUAUCGUCCAUUGUCCAAAGCCAAGCAGCAGCAAAACAUAAGUAUGCGACGUCAGGAAAACCUUCAGUGGUUGUCUGAACUUUCAUAUGUGGAAGAAAAGGAACAAUGGCAAGAGCAGAUCAAUCAGCUGAAGAAACAGCAUGAAUUUAGUGUCAGCAUUUGUCAAACUUUGAUGCAGGAUCAGCAGACCCUCUCUUGUCUUCUACAGACUUUGCUGACAGGCCCUUAUAGUAUGAUGCCAAAUAAUGUUGCAUCUUCACAAGUACAUCUUAUUAUGCAUCAGUUAAACCAGUGUUACACUCAACUGACUUGGCAGCAGAACAAUGUCCAAAGGUUGAAACAAAUGUUAAAUGAUCUUAUGCAACAGCAAGAACAACAGUGUCAAGAGAAGCCAUCAAGAAAGGAGAGAGGCAACAGUGCACCACCACCCCCAUCACCCAUUUUCUGUCCGUUCAGCUUUCCUCCACAACCUGUGAACCUGUUUAAUGUACCAGGAUUUACUAAUUUUUCUUCCUUUGCUCCAGGUAUUAACUAUAAUCCAGUGUUCCCUUCUGGUUUUGGAGAUUUUGCACACAACAUUUCCCCACACAGCAGUGAGCAGCAGCAGCAACAACAACAUUCUGUAGAUCAUAAUGCUUCUGGGAAAACUGAGUAUAUGGCAUUCCCCAAACCCUUUGAAAGCAGUUCCUCUAAUGGAGCAGAAAAACAAAGGAGUCAUAGACAAGCUGAAGAGGAAAUGGAAAAAAGAUCAACUUGGCGUAGUGAUAACCAGGAAAUGAAAAAAGAUGAUCAGUCUCAGCUGAAAGCAGGUUUUUCAGUUUCAGUACAAAACAUUGCUUCCAGUCAUAAAAAUCAGUCUGAUAUGAGCAGGAGAAGAGAGUUUGAUGAAGAGUCUUUGGAGAGUUUUAGUAGCAUGCCCGAUCCGGUAGACCCAACUACUGUGACAAAGACUUUUAAAUCUAGAAAGGCAUCAGCGCAAGCAAGCUUGGCAUCAAAAGAUAAAACACCCAAAUCAAAGAAUAAGAGGAAGAGUUCUCAGCUAAAAGGCAGAAUUAAAAAUACUGGUUAUGAAAGUGCAAGCGCUUCUAGUGUGUGUGACCCCUGUAAGAGCAGUAAAAGCAGGCACUCCGAAGAGGUUGUUCAUGCAAAGGUGUUCAGCAAAAGGAAUCGGGAACAAUUGGAAAAAAUCAUUAAAUAUAGUAGAUCUACAGAAAUGUCUUCAGAAACUGGUAGUGAUCUUUCUAUGUUUGAAGCUUUGCGAGACACCAUUUACUCUGAAGUGGCAACUCUUAUUUCUCAAAAUGAGUCUCGUCCCCACUUCCUUAUUGAACUUUUCCAUGAGCUUCAGCUGCUAAAUACAGAUUACCUGAGGCAAAGGGCUCUAUAUGCUUUACAGGAUAUAGUGACCAGACAUUUAUCUGAGAACAAUGAAAAAGGGAAGUGCACAAAGUCACUGAAUUCUGCAACAUGGAUGGCGUCAAAUUCUGAACUCACUCCCAGUGAAAGCCUUGCUUCUACAGAUGAUGAAACUUUUGGCAAGAACUUUUCUACAGAAGCAUGUCAAGACUGUGAACAAAAUGAUGCAGACAAUGGGAGUACUAUGUCUACAUCUUCAAAUUUUGAACCCUUUGCCACGGAUGACCUUGGCAACACAGUGAUUCACUUAGAUCAAGCUUUGGCUAGGAUGAGGGAACAUGAGCGUAUGAGAAUUGAAGCUGAAAGUACCCUUGACACUGAGGGCUGCUCUAGUAAUGUUCAGGGUGCUUCUGCUGCUAAAUUAGAAGGUAUGCAUAUAUAUAUUACCAAUGAAUGUCCUCCGUUGCCACAGUCGAGUGAAGUUUCUGCUGUUCCUUGUCCUCGUAUAGAUACUCACCAGCUUGACCGGCAGAUUAAAGCAAUUAUGAAAGAGGUCAUUCCUUUUCUGAAGGAACACAUGGAUGAAGUAUGCUCUUCUCAGUUAUUGACAUCAGUAAGACGUAUGGUCUUGACUCUUACACAACAAAAUGAUGAAAGCAAAGAAUUUGUGAAGUUCUUUCAUAAGCAGCUUGGCAGUAUACUUCAGGAUUCACUGGCGAAAUUUGCUGGUAGAAAAUUAAAAGACUGUGGGGAGGAUCUUCUUGUGGAGAUCUCUGAAGUGUUAUUUAAUGAAUUAGCCUUUUUUAAACUCAUGCAAGACUUGGACAACAACAGUAUUUCUGUAAAGCAGAGAUGUAAAAGAAAAAUAGAAACUACUGAAGCGAUACAGUCGUAUGCUAAAGAGGCAAAAAAAUGUCUCCAGGUGGAUGUUUGUUCAUCUGCUGAAGAUGUCGAUGAGGACAAAGACAAGGAUGAGACUGAAACUGUUAAACAAGUCCAGGACUCAGAAAUGUACGACGGUAAUGGAGUUCCUGAAAGUAUUCGAUCAGAUGCUUCUGAUCAAGAGGAAGACGAGGAAAGUGAAAGCGGUCCAGUGGCAAUAAGUUUAUCAAAAGCAGAAACCCAAGCUCUGACUAACUAUGGCAGUGGAGAAGAUGAGAAUGAAGAUGAAGAAAUAGAAUUUGAGGAAGGACCUGUUGAUGUGCAGACAUCACUACAAGCUAGCAGUGAAGCAACAACUGAAAAUGAACAGACUUCACACCAAGACUUGAGUAAGACAAAAAGCAGUGAGAUUUUGUCACCAGAACAAGAAUCUGUUAAUGUUAAAGGUGACCAAGAUACGGCGACAGUUUUGCCUCAUUACCUCAAUGUCAUGGAGAAUACACCAGCUUUAACAGUCAGUACCCCAGAAUCCUUUAUAACAGCCAGUAUGAGAACAGAAGAAUCAAGCUCGUCUUUGCCAGUAAAUGAAACUCAAACACUAGAUACAAUAUGUGUAGGAAACAAAUCUGCUGCAAGUUCUGAAAGCUCCAUGGCUGGCAGCCCUGAUACGGAGUCACCUGUGUUAGUGAAUGAAUAUGAAGCUGGUUCUGGAAAUGUAAGCCAAAAAUCUGAUGAAGAUGACUUUGUGAAAGUUGAAGACUUGCCCCUUAAACUUGCAGUAUAUUCAGAGGCAGAUUUAAUGAAGAAAAUGGCAACGGAGGCCCAGACAAACAGUUUGUCUGAUGAAUUACUGGAUGGAGGUGGAGCUCAAGAUCAAGAAUUAGUAGGAGAUGCCCAAACUUUGAAAGAACCUGAAACUUUUGGAGCUCAAAGUGCAUGAGAAUAACCUGAAGAUAUCUGCAUUUAUAAACUCCAUGUAUACAAAUGCAUAUGGAAGAUCAGCACUAAUUUCCCAGAAUUCUGGAAGUGUAUAAAAAAUGUAAAAUUUUUGACACACUGCCUCUUAGGAUAGGUAUGCUAUCUUCUGCCUAUGGCAGUUUCAACAGCUGGAACUGAAUCCUCUUCUGUUCAGUUUUGCUGCACUGUUCUUUUUCUGUCUUUUUUUAUUUUUUAUUGUGAUUUGUUUAGUAACUUUAAAAUCAUUUAAAAUGGUAGUUUUAAAUAAAGUUUGGAUUUGUCUGUAAAUUUGUCUUUCAAAAAAUUUUCCUCUGGCUUACAAAAUGGCAUGCAGAGUUUGUUGUUGGAAGUUAACUGACUUUUAAGUGUUGGCGUGCUUGUAGCCAU